This is a messenger RNA of Pundamilia nyererei, 1952 nucleotides long. It is a transcript of the gene hexb, whose product is annotated as hexosaminidase B (beta polypeptide). The transcript has 14 exons. Gene Ontology annotation, cellular component: lysosome; membrane. Gene Ontology annotation, molecular function: beta-N-acetylhexosaminidase activity. NCBI's taxonomy places the organism in Eukaryota, Metazoa, Chordata, Actinopteri, Cichliformes, Cichlidae. The record is from RefSeq and is a predicted model, not a curated record. The coding region runs from base 80 to 1726 and encodes 548 amino acids. Gene Ontology annotation, biological process: carbohydrate metabolic process; glycosaminoglycan metabolic process; ganglioside catabolic process.
UCCCGCCCCCUCUCGCAAAAUAAAAGUGCUGCUGUCGCAAGGUCUUGUGACUUGACUGUAACUUGUCAACAAAACAGUAAUGCUGAAGUUCGUGUCGCUAUUGCUGGCCCUUAGUUUCUGCCAGGGCCUGCAGCACAACAACAUCGACGACUAUGUUGCGGCCGAGCCCGUUUUCGAGGCGUCAAAGUACGGCUCCCUGUGGCCUCUGCCGCAGAAAGUGCAGAUUUCAGAGGUUUCAUUCAAGUUAACCAGUAGCAGCUUCAGGAUUGUUGAUGCCAAAGCAUCGUCCGCUGGACCGAGCUGCAGUCUCCUACAGAGCGCAUACAGGAGGUAUUAUGAGUACAUGUUCGGCAGCGCUAAAAAGCAGUGGUGGAGCAAAAACAACAGGCGAUCAGAUCCCUCUGAUCUGUCCGAGCUGCAGGUGUGGAUCACAUCACCUGACUCUGAAUGUGACGGAUACCCCAGUGUGACUUCUGACGAGUCAUAUGAACUGACAGUGAAUCAGCCAGUUGCUGUCCUGAAGGCACCUAAGGUCUGGGGAGCUCUGCACGGCCUGGAAACCUUUAGCCAGUUGGUGUUUGAAGAUGAAUAUGGAGCUAAAAGUGUCAAUGCAGCAAUAAUCAAUGACUUCCCCAGGUUUCAACACAGAGGCAUCUUACUGGACAGCUCUCGGCACUUCCUUCCCAUUAAAGUCAUUUUGGCCAAUUUGGAAACAAUGGCAAUGAACAAAUUCAAUGUUUUCCACUGGCACAUUGUUGACGAUCAGUCCUUCCCUUACUUAAGCCGAACCUUCCCACAACUCAGCGAGCAAGGAGCUUACCACCCAUACACCCACGUGUAUACACCAGCCGAUGUGAAGAUGGUAAUCGAGUUUGCUCGUCUAAGAGGCAUUCGCGUCAUACCGGAGUUUGACACUCCAGGACACACACAGUCUUGGGGCAAAGGCCAAAAAGAUCUUCUCACACCCUGUUACUCUGGGUCCAAACCCUCUGGCUCUUUCGGGCCAGUGAAUCCCAUCCUGAACACCACGUACGACUUCAUGGCUCAGUUCUUCACGGAGAUCAGCACCGUGUUCCCCGAUGGCUACGUUCACCUGGGAGGUGAUGAGGUGGACUUCACAUGCUGGAAGUCCAACCCAGACAUUCAGAAGUUCAUGGAGCAGCAACAUUUUGGAGACGACUACAGAAAACUGGAAUCAUUCUACAUCCAAAAACUCUUGGAUAUUGUGACCUCUACCAAGAAGGGCUACCUGAUCUGGCAGGAGGUCUUUGACAAUGGUGUUAAGCUGAAAGCAGACACACUAAUCCACGUUUGGAAGGGAAACCAGGAACAAUACCAGAAUGAGAUGGCAAGCGUUACUGCAUCAGGGUACCAGACCCUGCUGUCCACUCCCUGGUACCUGAACCGUAUCUCCUACGGGCAGGACUGGCAGGGCUUUUACAAGGCCGACCCACAGGACUUUAAGGGAACUGAUGAGCAGAAAAAGCUGGUGAUUGGUGGAGAGGCCUGCUUGUGGGGAGAGUAUGUGGACGCCACAAACCUCACACCCAGACUUUGGCCUCGUGCCAGUGCUGUGGCAGAGCGGCUGUGGAGCGCCAAAGACGUGACCGACAUCGGCGAUGCCUUCAACAGACUGUCGCUGCACCGCUGCCGUAUGGUAGAGCGCGGCAUCCCAGCUGAGCCGCUGUUUUCCAGCUACUGUCCACGUGAGUACAAGGGUGUCUGAAAACGAAGACCGGACCCAGCAAAUGAAAUGGAAAGGGAAGAAAUUCAUAUUCUUUUGACUAUUCUUCAACUAUAUGAAACUAAAAUGCUGAACUUCCUAGAUCACUGUACCGAUGAGCUCUGAAACACAUCGUCCUUUUUUUAGAUUUGCUCCACAGAACUUUUAAAUCACAUUUAAUGUCGAAGGUGUUACUGUUAUGAUUGCACUUUUUUUUAUGAAUGUUUCU